Penicillium canariense is the source of this 2214-nucleotide messenger RNA. RefSeq names its product transcriptional repressor TCF25 family protein. Bases 1 to 2214 code for a protein of 737 amino acids. The record is from RefSeq and is a predicted model, not a curated record. Gene Ontology annotation, biological process: rescue of stalled cytosolic ribosome; ribosome-associated ubiquitin-dependent protein catabolic process. The transcript has a single exon. NCBI's taxonomy places the organism in Eukaryota, Fungi, Ascomycota, Eurotiomycetes, Eurotiales, Aspergillaceae. Gene Ontology annotation, cellular component: RQC complex.
AUGUCUUCUCGUGCAAUCCGCAAGCUUCAGAAGCUGCGCGAGCAGGAGCUGCAACAGGAACAAGAGCAGCAAGAUGAAUCCAGUGACGACGAACCCCCGCGCCCCGCGAAGCCAAAAUUCAACGCUUUCGAUCUUCUGGAUGCCGGCGACAAUGACAAUGACGAUGACACAGAACCCGAUGAUGAAGUUUCAGAACCUGUGAUACAGCAAACAGAACCAGAGCCUGCGCAGACAGAAACCAGGAGUGGCAGCAAGAAAAAGAAGAAGAACAAGAAGAACAAGAAGAAGGCCAAAUCGGCGGCGCUGGCUGAAACGGAACCUAUUCAAUCUGAUGCUGAACUGGAUGAGAUCGAUCGAGCUCUGAAGGACCUCGCCACAGGUGGUCAAAUGCCAGCUGGAGUUGGUGCAGCGGCUACAGUCAAAGAUACCCAAGAUGCCUCAUUUCCCCAAAGCACCGCUGAAUUACUUGCGGUCGAUCCCAAGUUUUUGAAUGCGACGAACGAGAUGAAACGGCUGUUUGGUAAUGUGGUGCUGGAAAACUUUGACCAGCCGGCCGAUACGGGCACUGGCCGUCGACGGGAUCGCAAUCGGGAGACGGUUGACCUUGGUCGAGCUCUGACGGGACAAUACAGCCCAGCUAGCAGAGGCCAGAGCUUAGCUGGUGUGACAUUACGGCGAAACAUCCUUAUGCAAGGCAAGGAUGAGUGGCCUCGAGCACCGAGUGGUGGACUGGGCAUGGAGCUUGAGAAGAAGCUCGCUUCAGGAGAUACACUCUACCGGAUUGUUCACAAUGCAGCCUAUGAAGAUGUACAAAGACAGUUUGAGCUUUGUGUUGAAUCGAUGGACCCGCAGCGGCUAAUCCACCAUCUUCAAUACAAUCCCUAUCAUAUCUCCACCCUUCUUCAGGUCUCUGAGAUUGCGAAACAUCAGAGUGAUCAUGCUGUCUCCGCUGACCUCCUGGAGAGAGCCUUAUUCAAUAUAGGGCGCUCGGCCCAUUCUUCAUUCAACACAAGGCUUAGAGAAGGCCAAGCAAAGCUGGACUUUUUGCAUACGGAGAACCGUGAGUUGUGGCUUGUCGGUUGGAGGUAUAUAGCAAACUUGGGCAUGAAGGGGACAUGGAGAACUGCGUACGAAUGGGCCAAGCUGUUACUAAGCUUGAAUGACUCCGACCCCUACUGCAUGAAGCUGCUGAUCGAUCAUCUUGCUCUCCGUGGUCGAGAGUAUACCCAAUUUGUGGAUUUAUGCACCAAAACACGGUUCAGUCGUGAUUGGGCUGAUCUUCCAAACAUCCAAUGCUCGUUGGUCGUGGCUUAUUUGCGGCUGAACAGGCCCCAGGACUGCCGCCGGCAGCUUCACCAUGCCAUGUCUCGCUAUCCAUGGAUGUUCAACAGGCUAGCCCAAGAGCUGGACCUUCAGCACAUCCCUAAGCAGAUCUGGGGCAAGAUGCCUCCUACUGGAUCUCACGAGCUUCUUACCGAACUCUACAUUUCGCGUGCGAAGGACCUUUGGAACACACCGGAAGCUGUUGCUCUUAUUGUGGAGGUUGCUGAUACUCUUUCCGGCGAUGAAGAGUCUAUUGAGCCGCCGGAGAUUACUUUGGAUAUCGCCCGUCAUGUUAUCCUUUCUGAUAUUCCCAAAGUCACAACCCAUCUCCCCAACCGCUUCGUGUCAGGCCGAAUGUCUGCUUCAGAUCCCCUUCCACCAUAUGAGUCCGAGGCUUUCCGUCAGCAGGAUGACCCAACACCGUCUUACCUCGCACGAGUUCCAGAAGGUGCACGGCCGCAGUGGCUCCGUGACCUUCUCGAUCAAUUACACAAUGGUGGUGGUAUUCGCUUCCCCGGUUUCCACGGGGGUGGCGAUGAAGAAGAUGGCGAUGAUAUCCCGCAAGACGGAGCUGAGGACGCCGGUGGUCGUGUACGCGCCUUGGCUGGCGAUCAGCAAGUCCUCGAGCAAUGGCUCUUACAGGAUGGUUUGGAGUCAUUGCAGAUGUUCCUACAUGAAUAUGGAGUUGAUCGAGGGAAUUGGGGGGAUGUGGUGGACUACGCUCCGCUGACGGAUUACCUGGAAGCCCUCCAGGAAAUCCAACCUGAGACAUCUAGGCAACGACUACUACACGGUCCAAUUCAGGAGGUAAUUGGGGAGUUUGCGGUUACCAUGCUCCAGGAUGAACUGGAGAUGUUAGAGGAAGAGGUGGUGUCAGACGGUAGCGGCUGA